Messenger RNA from Osmia lignaria (orchard mason bee), 6124 nucleotides. RefSeq lists its product as uncharacterized. Gene Ontology annotation, cellular component: nucleus. The record is from RefSeq and is a predicted model, not a curated record. Lineage: Eukaryota; Metazoa; Arthropoda; Insecta; Hymenoptera; Megachilidae. Gene Ontology annotation, biological process: regulation of DNA-templated transcription. Gene Ontology annotation, molecular function: zinc ion binding; RNA polymerase II cis-regulatory region sequence-specific DNA binding; DNA-binding transcription factor activity, RNA polymerase II-specific.
AUAUGAGUGAAAUCCAUAAAUAAAACAAUUGGUUAUAUACAUAUGUUUUUCAAAUCGACGAAUGCUAUUAUAUAUUUUGUAUUGAGCACUCGUUUCGGGAGAGACGCCGACGCCCGGCGCCGACGUCGCUUUUAAAGCGUCAACGUUGUGUCGAAGUAAUCUCACCCAAUCCGGGAGACUCAUAAGUAAAAAAAAAUCGUUAGAAUAAUCAACCCUCUCAGACACGCUGGCAUGUCAUAACGAUGCAUUGCUGAAAGUUUUAUAUCGAACAUUUUCGACGUUUUUCAUCGAGGUGCUAAGAUAACGAAAGAGGGUGGGGGGGAAAUAACAUAAGCAAUGAAUUUAAUAUUGUGAAAGGGAUCACGUGAAAUCGUUUAACAUUAAUCAUUUUUUAAGCGUGUUUACAUAUGUAUUAAUUGUGAAAAACAACGUCAUUUUAUCGUGGUGGUAUCUUGUCAGUUUGCUCUUUUGUUUUUUCUUUUUUUUUUUUUUUUUUUUUGAAAUGGGUACGGCGGGUCGCGAUUUUGAGCGCGAUCGAGAGGACGAGCUGCACUGUCGAAUUUGUGCUAGUGACAUACCAAGAAACGACGGGGUCCACAUUUUCGCCGAGGAUGGUAGACGGCACUACCUGCAGACCAAAAUACGAAAAUAUCUGUACAUCUUGGUGUCAUCUGAAGAUAAAUUAUCAAAAAUGGUAUGUGCUACAUGUAUAAAAAGAUUAGAAAGCAUUCACCGCUUUGCAAUGAUGGCAUAUAGGACACAAGAAAAAUUAAAAUCACAAUUAUAUAGUAGUACUGACAAUGUAAGUUUUGUUCAAGAUGUAGAAAUGGAAAGUGUUAAGGAUAUGCAAGAUACAACAAAGAGAAUAGAGGAUCGGGGAUUAUUGCAUACAAUAUUAACAAAAGGGGCAAUAGAAAUUUUAGCUGAAGGUGAGCCUUUGGGACCAUCAGAAUUAUUAUCACAAGAAGAUAAGUGUCAUACACCAAGUAUGGAAGAAAUGGAAGUCAAAGUAGAUCCAAUGAUAUUUUUACAGUGUGGAAUGGAACAUUCAGCAUCAGAAACUUCAGAAGAUUCAGACAUUGAAGAAAACUCAACAAGGAUAAAUACUUCAGAACCAUUAUCGUUAAUAAAUAAAAUUGAUGAAAUAAAGAAAGAAGAGAAGGAAGAAGAUAAUGAUAGAUCACAAGAAGAUAGCGAAGAUGUUGUUUCUAAUGCAUUAACAAAACCUCAUGAAUGCACAAUUUGUGCUAGAUCCUUUAUAUCUCAAAUUGGUCUACAAAAUCAUUUAUGGUCUCAUUUGCCUAAAGAUAAACGACCCGAAGGAAAGCCUAUUUUAAAAUCUCAACAAGUUUAUUCUACAAAUGGUGUACUCCACAUGAACACUGAUAAUAAUUCGUCUGGUAACUUUAUCUGUCCAAUUUGUAGCAAAAAAAUUUCUACUAAAGGAAAUCUAAAAGUACAUUUGGAAACUCAUCGGCCUAAAGGAAAAUACGGUUGUGAUAUAUGCGGAAGAAUUUUUAAAACACAGUCAAAUUUAUUCAAACACAAAGAAUACCAUGGUAGGAUACAAUUUCCAUGUAAUGUAUGUGGAAGAGUUUAUCCAACAAAUUCUACAUUACGCGCUCAUAGUAUAACACAUUCAAACUUGAGGCCACACGCGUGUCCUCUUUGUGAUAAAACGUUUAAGAGAAAUCAAGAUUUAAAAUUUCACAUAAACCAACAUACAGGUGCAAGGCCUUAUCAAUGUCCAUAUUGUCCAAAAGCUUUUGCGAGUUCUGGAAAUUGUUUCUCACAUCGUAAAAGAAUGCAUCCUCGGGAGGUGCAUCGUGAUAGACAAAGAGCUGCAGAUUUAAUGAGAUGAACCAUGGGUAGCCAAUACGAAGAUUGGUUUUAGAGAAACGUAACAAUUUAUGAAUGAUCGAAUUAAUAUAAUAUAUUAGCUAUCACGAGAAAAAUGAGCUUCAGUUUUGAAUAUCAAUGGUGCUAAACGUAAGAAGCAACGGAAAUUUUGUAUCCUUUAAUUGACUCAUUUAAGCGUUAGUGUUAGAUACGUUACUGUUGUUAACAAGCACUUGGUUGUUUGCUCUUAUCGCGUAACUUAUUUAUAUAUAAAAUAGAGAGAAAUAUAUAUUUUUUUUAAUUUUUUAACUUAUCAAUGUUACUGAACAUAUACUUCCAUUGUUGUUGAUACAUUUAAUAAUUAUUAUUUAUUAACUCAUAUAUAGUACAAGUGAUAAUAACAAUAGGUUUUUAACUCUCUAGUCAGAAUAAGAAAUUUGUAUUUUUUACUCACUUAUCAAUAUUUAACUUGUAUACAUUUUCUUCUUCAUCUUUAAGGGUAGAAAUUCUAUUUAGAUCGCCUUGAUACCAUUUCUUAGGAACAAUUUUGUAACUCAACAUUUGAAAAUUAUACAUAACACAUGAGUUUAGUUUAAGCGAUACGAUAUCAAUAUCAUCAUUCAAUUGAAACAGUAUUAUUUUUUAAAUUAGUAUCAAGACCCAUCGGUAAUGAAUACAAUAAAGUAUUAAGCCUUAAAAAGUUUAGGAUUAAAAUGAUAUUUCUUAUAAUUUAUCUAGAGGAAGUUAAUAACUGUUUAGUAGAAAAAAAGUAAGUGUAAGAUAACUGUGAUUUUUUAUAAAUCGGCGAUAUAUUCGUAGGAAUACAAGUUCAUUCGUGUCCGAUGGGUUGAAUAUCGUAGAUAUAAAAGAAAAGGAAGAAGAUUGCGUGCGCUCAAAAGUUAGUCCUCAAUUAAGUAUGAAUUUUCUCUUUCUUUUUUUUUUAUAUUUAGGUACAAAUGGGGGAUUAAUAUUUUUUAAAAGUAUUAAGUGAUAGCACAAAAGAUUGAACGUUCAAAUUAUUUUAUAACUAAUGCGAUUUUAUUUCUUUAUUGUCAAAAAUGAAUUUGAGCGGUGAUGAAGGUUCUAAAAGAAAACGUGUUACGUAUUUUGUCCAUUACAAAGAGCUGUCUGACAGCAAGUAUUAAAUAAGAUACUUAUAUACAAAAAGCCGUAAAUGACCAAAAGAACAAAGAGAAAAAAAGGAGACAUUCUUCGAGAGAAUGAAAGAAAUUUUGUAGAUCACGGCAUAUUUUUAGCACAGUACAUAAUUAUCAUAAUUAAAUAACGUUAAGACUGUAUACUAAAAUUCUGUGUCAAAUUAGAGUAAAGUGUAAGCAUAAGAAGUAGCUGAACGACAUCGGAUGAGUCUAGUUUAUUCGGAUGCAGUAUUAAGUAAUUAAUUAUAAACAAACCGUAGGAGCCAUAAAUAACGUUAUAAGCGAUCAUAAUGUUAUUCUUUUAAGCAGAAUUAUGAUUAAACUGAAUGUUAACUAAAGUCUGAGUAGCCCUUAGGAAAUUUUAGAUAGGUUUUAGCGUGGAACCACUGUAAUUUGUAGAGAUCAUAGCCUGUGCUUCCGUAUGUAUCGUAUACAUUCGCACACGUGCUGGAUAGUCCAAGACGAGAAUGUUCGAUAAUGGAAACAUAUACGACGAUAAUUACGUUAUUGACAAGUAGUAACUACGAUUAAUAAAAAUUCACAUGUAAUCGCGUUGCUACGUUAGUGUAGUAAAAAGGGUGAUCAAGCUUUCGCCUUAAUGAAAAUGAAAUGGACCAAAGGAAAUAUGAAAGAUAUAUCAUCGAAUUCGUUAUUCAAAUAUCGUUUAAUCCUCAGUCGAAGAUUACGUUUCUACUUCCAUUUAGGCAUUUACUUCUCUAGUAUCUUACAUUUUUCUUACGAAUAAAUUAUUUUCAAACUUGAUAAAAUAUAACACAUUUCAAGUAAUUACAAAAUGAAAGCGUAUAUAAGUGAAGAGCACAACCGGGUUAAAAGGAUUAUCCUGAUUUUAUGAAUUAAAAAUGUAGUCCAAGUAAUGAUCGAUUAAAUGCGAAAGCUUCGAUGCACGGGUCACUCUAGCUUAUUUAGAAAUACAAUAUAUAUUUUGCAAUUACAUCUUUGCGUAUGCUUGCCAAUUAUAUCAUUAAUUAAAUACGAAUAAUUGUGUACGCGCGCGUAAAAAAAAAAAAUAAUCAAUUUUUGAUAAAAAGAUACAGGAAAAAAGAAGAAACAGGAUCGUUUAUGAUCUCACUCUUAUGGCUCAAUUUUUACAUCUAGUUCUUAAAGCAGGGAUGAGCAAAUUUUCAUAUUCCUUUCACUUUUAUUCUACCUCUUAAGACUGCCAAAUGCCAUUCCUUCCAAAAAAAAAAAAAAUAUUGUAAUUCUUAUUUCAAUAAUUAAAAGGACCUCAUUUCAUUUUUUAAUUUUUUUAAUUCAGAAAUAUACAUUUCAUUAAUUAAAGUUUGCUCAGCUCUCGCUGUAGGGGGUCAAAAAUUGAGUAUUUUUAUAAAGUCCUCGUAACAAGGGCGAUUAGUGUUUAAUUAGCGAUUAACGAUAUCUCAGAAGUGCCAGUAAUCAGUGAAUAAACGUAGUGUACUUUGGCAGAUAAACACUGGAUAGUUUCAUGUAGAAUUACAAUAUGAAUUUUCGAUAAUAUCGAUUGUGACACUUAAUAAAAUAAUUGUAUAAAAACUUCUACUCUGUGUCACCCAAGCAAGACUUCUGAAUCCGACUCUCCUUCUAGUUCACUGUUUUUCUAUUCCCUUUUUUUUGUUUAAAUUAUUGUAGUAGCAUGAAUUUGCAAUACAUUGUUUUUUUAUUUGCAAACAAGUUUCGAAACUCUGCGAUUGCAUUCAAAAGUAAAUUCGAGCAUCGCGUGUAUCCGAGAAAUUCUGGUCGAGUUAAAUUAGAAUCUUGUCCUACUUUGUUCACUCCCAUAUAUAAAUGGAGGAAAGGGGUCAGAAGGAUUAGAAAAUGAAGGUUGCAUUGGAUGACAACAAACUAGAAUGUUGUUUAUAUUGAUACAGCUAUUCUGUCACGCUUGUAAACUGAAUUAAAGUCUAGGUCAAUGGAAAAUUGCACUUAUCGGACAAGGAGUUGAUAGCGCUCGUAUUGUUUUCAAUCAAUUGUUUGAUACAGUAUAACUGAACGAGAAAACACUAUCAACUUGUACUUCAACAGUGUAGUCAUUUCAAUAAAUGAACGUUGAAUAAUAUAGAGGAUAUAAGUUUAGAGGGGAAAAAUCUGUUUACUCCUGUGAACGAUUGGAUAAAUGAGUGACAAAGUAGGGUGAGAUAACAACGCGCUAAGUAACUCUAUCAUUAACCUACUCCCGCCACAGCAAUGUAAUAAUGCUAAUAUACCACUUACUCUAUCGAUAUACACAUAUGUAUAUAACUUAGGAAUUAAAAUUCAUAGCGAUUAGAAAAGUUAGAAAGCGUUUAACCCUUUGACUACGAAAUGCGUGUAUACACGCCCUUCGCAUUUUUCUUUCUACAACAUCUUUACUGUUUCACCAAUUGAUUGAAUAGGGAACUAAUAGUUUUAUCCGACCAGUGGUAACGAUCGACAAGCGAAUAACGCGCCGUCCGUAUUGAUGGACUUUUCCGUGAUCGCGCCUCAGUCAAAGGGUUAAAGUUCAUUCGGUAUCUUAGAUGCGUAGCGAUCGAGAAUUAUCACUGAAUCUGAAUAAAACAACUCGUACGCGUAACGGAAGAUUAAUGUUAUGAAACAUUUGAUAAACUACGCUCGAAUAGAUAUCACGAGUUCUAUUUUUCCCGGUAUUAUAUUUAAUGUGUGUUGAGGUCUCUGUUAUGUGAUAGAAAAGAGGCUAGACAGUAGAGUUUUCAAUACUGAAAUUUACAAUAAUAAUGAAUUAUUUCUUUCAGCUUUUUGUUUAUCAUUGAGUCAACAAGAAAUCGUGGAACGGUGUUGCGCAAGCGGCGCGAACAGUUCAAGUGAAGGAGUAAUUAACUCGGCCACAAGCACGGAAGGAAUCUAUGUUUGAAGUUGCAUCACACGUCAGCCAAGCACGCGAUUAUAUGUUUCACAGUUACACUCUAAUUUUCCCAAUUUUAAAAGUUUCCCAUGUCCAAAGAAGAACAGCUGCAAUGCUGUUAUCAUUACAGCAAGGUCGUCAUUGUAUAUGAACAUGUUGCCCCUAACGAUGUACGUGUUUAAUCGAAGAAUUCUCCCAUCGCCACGAGUACCGAUGCUAUAAUUAUAUUUUCUGUACCAUGGUACCGUUUGACGUGAUUCUAUCUUUAAAACCAAAAAAAAAAAAAAAAAAU